Messenger RNA from Anolis sagrei ordinatus, 2033 nucleotides. RefSeq names its product voltage-dependent calcium channel gamma-3 subunit. Gene Ontology annotation, cellular component: AMPA glutamate receptor complex; postsynaptic density membrane. Gene Ontology annotation, molecular function: channel regulator activity; voltage-gated calcium channel activity. Gene Ontology annotation, biological process: neurotransmitter receptor transport, postsynaptic endosome to lysosome; postsynaptic neurotransmitter receptor diffusion trapping; calcium ion transport. The record is from RefSeq and is a predicted model, not a curated record. Lineage: Eukaryota; Metazoa; Chordata; Lepidosauria; Squamata; Anolidae.
GAAAGAGGGAAGGGAGGUGUGGAAGAGAAAGAAAGAAAGAAAGGAAGGGAAAGAGGAAAGAAGGAAAGGAGGAAGGGAAGGGAGAGAGGAAGGAAAAAAGAAAGAGAGAGGAAGCAAGGAAGGGAGCCUGGUUUUCCAUCUGUCUUGGGCGUGGGAUGCUCCAGGGGCGAAGGGCUGCUUAGACACCUUGUCCUCCUCCUCCUCCUCCAUCCAGAUGCCCCGGCUGCCCCCCUUGCUGCCCCCCUCACUCCCGAGGCCGGCGGGGCCCCUGGGGGGCUGACCUUUGCCCCCGGGCCCCUUCCCUCUGGCCACUGCCUCGGGCCGGGGGCCAUGCCUGACCAUGCGGCUGUGUGACCGAGGCCUGCAGAUGCUGGUGACCACCCUGGGCGCCUUUGCAGCCUUCAGCCUGAUGACCAUCGCAGUGGGCACCGACUACUGGCUCUACUCCCGGGGCGUCUGCCGGACCAAGUCCUCCAGCGACAAUGACACCAGCCGCAAGAACGAGGAGGUCAUGACCCACUCGGGGCUCUGGAGGACCUGCUGCCUGGAAGGAACGUUUCGGGGCAUCUGCAAGCAAAUCAAUCACUUCCCAGAAGAUGCUGAUUAUGAGCAGGAUGCAGCUGAAUACCUCCUGCGUGCAGUGAGAGCAUCUAGCAUCUUCCCCAUCUUAAGCGUUGGUCUCCUCUUCUUCGGAGGUCUCUGUGUAGCUGCCAGUGAGUUCUACAAGAGCAAACUCAAUGUCAUCCUCAGUGCCGGGAUCUUCUUUGUCUCCGCAGGCCUCAGCAACAUCAUUGGCAUCAUUGUUUACAUCUCAGCAAACGCCGGGGACCCCGGGCAGAGCGACUCCAAGAAGAGCUACUCCUACGGCUGGUCCUUCUACUUUGGGGCCCUGUCCUUCAUCAUCGCGGAGAUGGUGGGGGUGAUUGCGGUGCACAUGUACAUCGAGAGGCACCGCCAGAUGCGGGCCAAGUCCCACUCGGUGGCCCUGCUGAAGAAGUCGGCUUUUGCUCGGCUCCCCACCUACCGCUACCGCUUCAGGCGGAGGUCCAGCUCCCGCUCAACGGAGCCCCGCUCUCGGGACCUGUCCCCUUUGGGCAAGGGCUUUGGCGCCAUCCCUUCCACCGACAUCUCCAUGUUCACCCUCUCGCGGGACCCCUCCAAGGUGACCCUGGGGACGCUGCUCAACUCGGAGCGGGACCACGCCUUCCUCCAGAUCCACAACUCCCUGCCCAAGGAGUUCAAGGAUGCCUUGCACAACAGCCAAGCCAACAGACGGACCACGCCGGUCUGAAGGAGACGCGGGACCCCAGCCACGUCGCCAUUCAGACUGCAUGAUGCCGCUGACCACGCCCCCCACCCCGCCCCCUUCUGUGAUGGUGUUCCUCGUGCAACCUUCGGAUCCUUUCUCUUCCCCAAGAGAAAUCCUACAAGGCCUCCUCGAGGCUUUCCUUGGGGGUUUUGCUCCAUUUUGGGACCCAAAACAUCCUCUGACUCGGCUCUUUCGCGGUCCCUCUUGGUCUCUGGCCAGGAACACACACCAACGUUAGCCCAUCUAUGAACAUGGCACCCGUUUUGGGGUCUUCGGCGGCCCACUCUUCUCCAAAAUGCCCAAUCCACAUAAAUGCUGGAGAGCUUAUGAGAAGACUGGGCCACAAUCCCACUUCCGACAAUGGUGUCUGGCAUCUUGAGGGUUUUUUUGGGGGUGGGAGGGGGGGUCCUCACUGUUAUCGUGUGCAUGCAUUAAAUCCUCCAGAACCCAGUUUUGGGAACGGGACAGGGCCUUUUGACCCAUUUAGGAAGGGUUCCCUAUAUUCUCUGUCCAUCCCAUCCUCACCUCCAAGACUUGGGGCAGAAGACCCUGCUCCAAUGUGAUGGUCCUCAACCUGCCCCUUAUGGGUCGCCUUUUGACAUUCCAGGUGAGAUGAAGCCCAUGAAAAGAACCCUCCGGCCCCCAAACUGGACUUUCAGGGGAAGUCAUGACCCAAGCGUAAAGGAAAACCAGUAUACCCAAUAAAAACACAUUUGGAUCAGCA